Messenger RNA from Phodopus roborovskii (desert hamster), 376 nucleotides. It is a transcript of the gene Galp, whose product is annotated as galanin like peptide. Gene Ontology annotation, biological process: behavioral response to starvation; defense response to Gram-negative bacterium; antimicrobial humoral immune response mediated by antimicrobial peptide. Bases 41 to 376 code for a protein of 111 amino acids. The record is from RefSeq and is a predicted model, not a curated record. Gene Ontology annotation, molecular function: hormone activity. Lineage: Eukaryota; Metazoa; Chordata; Mammalia; Rodentia; Cricetidae. Gene Ontology annotation, cellular component: extracellular region. The transcript has 5 exons.
CAGCUUUUUCCGCUGAGCGCUGUGUUCUUCCAGCUUCAGGAUGGCCUGCUCGGUGCAUCUGGUCCUCCUUGUCGCCAUCUUGCUGAGUCUGGCAGGAACUCAAGAGUCUGCACCUGUUUACAGGGGACGAGGAGGCUGGACCCUCAAUAGUGCUGGUUACCUCCUGGGUCCUGUCCUCCGCCUUCCCUCAAAGGCAGAACAAGGCAGGAAGAGGGACUCAGCUCUCGAGAUCCUAGACCUGUGGAAGGCUAUUGAUGGACUCCCUUAUUCUCGCUCUCCAAGGAUGACCAAGAGAUCGCUGGUAGAAACGUUUGUCAAACCUAGGAUUGGAGCCUUGCAUGGCCAGACUCCUCAAAGUCCUUUAGGAACCAGUUGA